AUGACCAGUGUUCUGCUGCAGCGCAAGUACGGUCUUGAGGCACAGGAGGCUGUGAUAAAUAUCGACCACGCACAACUCUUCUUCAUGUCCGUCCUACUGAACACCAUCGACCCCGAAGGCGAGGCUAUAAGCCUCUCUUCUAAGGGCACACAUGCUUACGAUAAGUACUUCAAGAACACAGACCUGCACAACCAGACCGGCAGUCUGUACCGUGCGGCGACAACGAAAAUCUACCGCUGUGUCGACGGACGCAAAUUUCACCUCCACGGCUCGAUGAACCCGGAGCCGACGCAGAACAGUCUUGGCCUGCCGCACGAGAUGGAUGCGCGCACGCCUGAGGCUAGCUGGACGCCCUAUGCGGGGAAAGUAGGCGAAGUUUAG
Molecule: messenger RNA, 381 nt
Organism: Ascochyta rabiei
Lineage: Eukaryota; Fungi; Ascomycota; Dothideomycetes; Pleosporales; Didymellaceae
Exons: 2
Coding region: 1-381 (126 amino acids)
Source: RefSeq, a predicted model, not a curated record